AUGUCGAAUUUGGUUCACCCUUGUAUAUUGCAAUCACUGCCACUCCUGUUCUUUGUACCUUUACUGUUGUUGUGUGCUUCAUGCCAAUCUGGCUCUGUUGAUCUUAACCCAGAAGACAAAGCCUCACUUUUACUGUUCCGGUCGUGGCUUCAGGACCCAAGCCAUGGCUUGUCAACAUGGUUUGGGUCUAACUGCACAAACUGGACAGGUCUAGUCUGUCAAAAUCACACUGGGCAGGUCAUUUCAAUCAACUUGAGAAACAUGAAUCUGUCAGGCCAUGUUCACCCCAAUUUGUGCAAUCUUUUGUUUCUUGAAACCCUGAUUUUGUCUGAAAAUAGUUUUACUGGCCAAAUCCCAUUGUGCUUUGGUAGAUUGCAAAAUCUCAAAACCCUUGAUCUUAGUCACAAUAGAUUUGGUGGUGUUGUGCCUGACUCACUUAUGAGGCUUAGGCAAUUAAAGGAACUUACUUUAAAUGGGAACCAUGGUUUGGGAGGUGUUGUUCCUUGGUGGGUUGGUAAUUUCUCAACCAAUUUGGUAAAACUUGACUUGGGUUUCAAUUCUUUUCAUGGGAAAAUACCUGAAAGCUUAUUUUACUCUAAGUCAUUGAAAUAUUUGGAUCUUGGAAACAAUUACUUGACGGGUGAUCUUCAUGACUUUUUCCAGUCUUUGGUUUUUCUCAAUCUCAGCUCUAAUUCGUUUUCAGGUACUUUGCCUUGUUUUUCUGCUUCCGUUCAAUCUCUCAAUGUUUUGAAUUUAGCUGUUAAUUCUAUUGUGGGUGGUAUUCCUACAUGCAUUGCUUCCCUUGAAGAAUUAACACAUUUAAAUUUAUCAUUUAAUCACUUGAAUUAUGCAAUAUCUCCUAGACUUGUUUUCUCUGAGAAGCUUCUUGCAUUGGAUUUGAGUUUCAAUGAUCUAUCUGGUCCACUUCCAACGAAGAUUGCAGAGACAACAGAGAAAGCAGGGCUUGUUUUUCUUGACUUGUCCCACAAUUGUUUCUCUGGUGGUAUCCCGUUGAAGAUCACUGAGCUGAAAAGUCUACAGGCAUUGUUUCUUUCUCACAAUCUUCUUACUGGUGAAAUCCCAGCAAGGAUCGGAAAUUUGACGUAUCUCCAAGUGAUAGAUAUUUCACACAACUUAUUGUCGGGUUCCAUUCCUUUAAAUAUUGUUGGGUGUUUUCAGCUACUUGCACUAGUAAUCAAUAGCAACAAUCUCUCUGGUCAAAUUCAACCAGAACUUGAUGCGUUGGAUAGCCUGAAAGUAUUGGAUAUAAGCAACAAUGGGAUUUCUGGUGAGAUUCCACUAACAUUGGCUGGCUGCAAAUCGCUUGAGAUAGUAGAUUUCAGCUCCAACAAUCUCUCUGGAAAUUUGAAUGAUGCAAUAACUAAAUGGUCGAACCUCAAGUAUCUCUCCUUGGCUCGAAACAAAUUCAGUGGAAGUCUACCCAGUUGGCUGUUCGCAUUUGAAGAGAUCCAAAUGAUGGAUUUUUCAGGCAAUAAAUUCUCUGGCUUAGUACCAGAUGGCAACUUCAACAUUAGCUUUGAGUUCAGUAAUGGAGAUGCCAGACAAUUGGCAGCAGAGCCCUUUCUUGUGAUUCGAAAUGUUGAGAUCAAAAUAUCUGUGUUGGUUGUUGACAACAGUGAAUUGAGCUUCAGUUACCAUCUGUCUUCUACAGCUGGAAUUGACCUAUCUGAUAAUUUGUUACAUGGGGAGAUUCCGCAUGGCUUAUUUGGUCUACAAGGUUUGGAGUAUUUGAACUUAUCAUACAAUUUUCUUGAAGGUCAGGUUCCCAGUUUAGAGAAGAUGCAGUGUUUAAGGGCCUUGGAUUUGUCACAUAACACUUUAUCGGGUCAAAUCCCAGGAAAUAUUUCCAGGCUUAAAGAUCUCAUACUCUUGAACUUCUCAUAUAACAGUUUCUCUGGAUUUGUUCCUCAGAAAGAGGGAUAUCGAAGGUUUCCUGGAGCAUUUGCUGGAAAUCCAGAUUUGUGUGUGGAGUCCACUAGAGUCAAGUGUGACUCAGCUAACCUGCCAGCAGUGCAAGGGAAGUCAUUUGAAGAAACUGAUGGUCCAAUUUCUGUUUGGAUCUUUUGUGUCAGUGCUUUUGUUAGCUUCUAUUUCGGUAUUGUCACUCUAUUUUGUUCCACUCGAGCAAGAAGUUAUCUUCUUCAGACAAAAGUUUAA
Dovyalis caffra is the source of this 2178-nucleotide messenger RNA. NCBI's taxonomy places the organism in Eukaryota, Viridiplantae, Streptophyta, Magnoliopsida, Malpighiales, Salicaceae. The record is from the annotation of a GenBank genome assembly.